AAUAUCAUUCUAUUUUAGAAUGCAGAAAGUAAAACGCAAGCAAUCCAAAGAUGAAGAAAACGAUUCAUCCUCGCGAAAGAGAAGAAAAGCAGACCUCAGGAAGCCUGUCAGUUUUGUCUCCACAGCUGCCAUGACAGAGCCAGAGUCUUCUCGCUCUAGACCAAAUGGGGCCUACGAUGUAUUUCUGAGUUUUAGAGGAGAAGAUAAUCGCAAGAAUUUUACAGAUCAUCUAUAUACUGCCUUAGUCCAAGCAGGAAUCUACACUUUUCGAGAUCAUAAUGAAAUUCCUAGGGGUGAAGAAAUCUCCAAACAUCUCCUCAAGGCAAUUCAAGAAUCAAAGAUAUCUAUAGUGGUCUUCUCUAAAGGAUAUGCUUCUUCUAGAUGGUGUCUUAAUGAACUUGUAGAGAUUCUUGAGUGCAAAAACAGGAAAACUGGUCAGAUUGUUCUUCCUGUAUUCUAUGACAUUGAUCCUUCAGAUGUGAGAAAGCAAACCGGCAGUUUUGUAAAAGCAUUUGAUAAGCAUGAAGACUGUUUUAAAGAGAAGGUGAAGGAGUGGAGAAAAGCUCUUGAGGAGGCGGGAAAUCUCUCCGGAUGGAAUCUCAGUGAUAUGGAAAAUGGGCACGAAUCAAAAUUUAUCCAUGACAUUAUCAAAGAUGUGUUGAAUAAAUUGGAUCCCAAGUACAUAAAUGUUUCUACUCACCUAGUAGGUAUUGAUCCCCUUGUCCAUACUAUUAGUGACUUCAUAAGUACCGCGACAGAUGAUGUACGCCUUGUGGGCAUACAUGGGAUGCCGGGAAUAGGAAAGACGACUAUAGCAAAAGUUGUAUUUAAUCAACUCUGCUAUGGAUUCGAGGGAAGCUGUUUUCUUUCGAAUAUCAAUGAAACUUCAGAACAAUCGAAUGGUCUUGUUCUUUUACAAGAACAACUUCUUCAUGAUAUCUUAAAGCAAAAUCCUGCAAAUAUCAAUAAUGUUGAUAGAGGAAUGGUUCUGAUCAAAGAACGACUUUGUCACAAAAGAGUUCUUGUUGUUGUUGAUGAUGUAACUCAUCAGUACCAACUAAAUGCUUUGGUGGGAGAUGGAAGUUGGUUUGGUCCCGGAAGUAGAGUAAUAAUUACAUCUGAAGAUGAACGCUUGCUUCUAAAAGUGGAUCGAAAAUGUCAGGUCGAAGAAUUGAAACGAGAUGCGUCCCUACAACUUUUCAGUUGGCAUGCCUUCAGGGACACCAAGCCAGCAAAAGAUUAUGUUGAGGUUUCGAAUGAUGUCGUUGAUUACUGUGGAGGGCUUCCUUUAGCCCUUGAGGUUUUAGGUUCUUGUUUGUCCGGGAAAAACAAAUCUAGAUGGAAAUGUAUAAUCGACAAAUUGAGAAAAAUUCCAAACCAUGAUAUUCAGGAAAAACUUCGAAUAAGUUUUGACAAACUGGAUGACCAUAAACUACAAAAUACAUUUCUUGAUCUUGCAAGCUUUUUUAUUGGUAGAAAUAAAGAAUAUGUAGCAAAUGUACUUGAAGCUCGAUCUGGUUACAAUCCAGAGGAUGAUUUGGGAACUCUCAGUGAAAGGUCUCUGAUUAAUGUUAAUGCUUCUGGAAAUAUAAGCAUGCAUAAUCUAUUACGAGACAUGGGAAGGGAGAUCAUUCACAAAGAGUCACCUAACAACCCAGGAAAACGCAGCCGAGUAUGGCAAUGUGAUGAUGCAUGGAAUGUACUCAGCAAGCAAAUGGGAACGGAAGUUGUAGAGGGUUUAGCGCUGGAUGUCAAAGCAUCAGAAAAUAAUUUAUUAAGCACAGGAUCAUUUACAAAGAUGAGAUGCUUGAAGUUACUCCAAAUCAAUGGAGCACGUCUAUCUGGGCCCUUCGAACUGCUUUCUGAAAAGUUGAUAUGGAUUUGUUGGCUUGAAUGUCCUUUGAAAUCUAUUCCGUCUGAUUUAAUGUUGGACAACCUAGUUGUUCUCGAUAUGCAGUAUAGUAACAUCAAAGAAUUAUGGAAAGAGAAAAAGAUUCUCAAUAAACUAAAAAUUCUUAAUCUCAGCUAUUCAAAACACCUUGUUAAAACACCAAACUUGCACAGUUCAAGUCUAGAGAAACUUUUGUUGGAAGGUUGCUCGGGUUUAUUCGAGGUGCAUCAAUCUGUUGGACAUUUAAAGAGCCUCACUUUCUUAAAUCUAAAGGGAUGUUGGAGGCUAAAGAUUCUUCCCCAAAGCAUUUGUGAGGCAAAGUCUCUUGAGAUUUUGAAUAUUUCAGAGUGUUCACAUCUUGAGAAGUUGCCGGAGCACAUGGGUGAUAUGGAAUCCUUUACCGAGUUGAUAGCAGAUGGAAUUAACAAUGAGCACUUUUUCGCUUCAAUUGAACAUUUAAAGUAUAUAAGGAAGUUGUCACUGAGCGGAUACAAUUUCAAUGCGGACGCACCAUUAUAUACAUCUUGGUCUUCACCAAUUUCAACAAGUGUUUUAGAUUGGAAAGCCUUGCUGCCAACUUGUUUCACUGGUUGGAGAUUAUUGAGAAAACUAAGACUUGCUUAUUACGGUUUGUCUGAACGCGCAACUAAUUGUGUUGAUUUUGGUUGUUUGUCCUCUCUCGAAGAAUUGAAUCUAUCAGGAAACAAUUUCUCAAGUCUGCCUUCUGGCAUCGACGUCCUUCCUAAGCUGGGGCUUUUGAGAGUGUCGUACUGCAGCAAUCUUGUAUCAAUCUCAGAGCUUCCCUCAAAUUUAAAAUUCUUGGAUGCAAUCGGUUGCACAUCAAUGGAAAAGGUAAGACUUCCAGUCCAGUCCAAAAACAAUGAAAAUCUGUCUCUAUAUAGGAGUCCAAAUUUAACAGAGAUUGAGGGCAUUGGCAUGGAAGGUCUAAGUAAUCAUGGCUGGAUUGUUUCCUCUGAUACCACCUCCGAUUUAUCAAAUAAUUACAAGAAGAGUUUUGUUGAGGCAUUGUGGAAUGGUGGUUAUGGGUAUCAUAUUCACGGCUAUGAUGCCAAAUUGGUUAUGGGAAUCUAUCAUCAUAAAUUGCAAAAGGGGUUGACCUACCUUGGAGAAGGAUGUUCAUUAUCAUUUCAUAUACCUCCAGUUUUUCAAGGGUUGAUUUUUUGGGCAUUCACUACAAGGAUUUUUUUUAGUAGGAGUCAUACAAUCAAUGCUAUUAUAAAAAAAAAGAGCAACGGUAUGCAAUUGUUUGAAGCUACACUGGUAAUAGGACUCUAUUGCCCUAUAAGUUGGACAAGAUUCAUAAGUUUAAGUGAGAUGGCAAUGGAAGAACAUUGUGGACACGAAGAAUUGGAAUUGUAUGUGAAUUUGGGGAGCGAAGACAUUAAUGUGAAACAAUGUGGGAUCAAAGUGAUAGUAGAUUUGGAUUCCUUUGAAGGGUUGGAGUGGGAUCAUGACAUUGACAACCAAGAGUCAGAAGUGGGAAGAGAUGAAGUAGUACCAAUUCAUCUGCUUCCUCAUCCUCUUUAUGGUUCACUGACAUAUUCUACAAUUGAGCAGUUUAAAGAUUAUUUAUAUAGGAAGAAUUUUUAUCCACUUCGCGCAGAACUUUUAACCUGAGCUCAAUUAGUUGAAGGAUUGCUUUGUGAAAAUCCCAUACUUUAUGCCCUCUUAGAUCUUGCAUUAUCGCCUUGUUGUAUAAAAUAAAUAAAUAAAUAAAGCAUUUUGUUUUUGAGUUGGCAAAA
Messenger RNA from Populus nigra (black poplar), 3654 nucleotides. Its product is annotated as disease resistance protein RUN1-like. Gene Ontology annotation, molecular function: ADP binding; protein binding. The record is from RefSeq and is a predicted model, not a curated record. The coding region runs from base 20 to 3529 and encodes 1169 amino acids. NCBI's taxonomy places the organism in Eukaryota, Viridiplantae, Streptophyta, Magnoliopsida, Malpighiales, Salicaceae. Gene Ontology annotation, biological process: signal transduction; defense response. The transcript has 6 exons.